GCUCGCUAUUGUCACAUUGUUCCUUCAUUACAAAACUAGUGCUGAAGAUCAUACCAGGAGUAUCUCUGUCAAACCGUAUUCUGAGUGUACUCAGUUCGUCUCUCCCGUAAAUGAAACUGUAGUUGACAACAUACAUAGCGUUGCCUCAUGUGCUGUACAGUGUGCCACAGACACAAGAUGUGUGGCUUUCAGCGUGUCUGCAACUGAUGACAUGUGUAUGCUUCACCGUGAGAUGUUUCUGACAGGAAUCUGCUACAGUGGAAAGUGGCACCACUACAAUGUCCAGAACCGCUGCAUGAACGGGGGCGAAUAUGACCAGGACAAGCGGACCUGUCAAUGUUAUGGUGGCUAUAUCGGCCAGUUCUGUGAAAGAAUCAUGCGGGAUUGUUCGGACGGAUAUAGCACAAGCCAUUAUAACAAGGGGUCAGGAACAUACUUAAUUCAACCAAAUAUGGCGCCUUCCCCAUUCAAAGUCUGGUGCAAGAUGCAAUCUGGUGGCAAUACAUAUAUUCAAAGGCGUGUAGAUGGGUCAACUGAUUUCAAUCGGUCAUGGCAAGAUUACAAAGAUGGCUUAGGGGACCUUACAAAGAACUUCUGGCUUGGAAAUGACAAAAUUGCUUACAUUACAAAUGGACGCAGUCAUAUGCUCACAUUUAAAAAUACGGAAAUGACCACUAAACGACAGCGGAUAUACACUUUUUUCAACCUAUCACAAGAAGGUCUGUACACAAUGAGCUACACAGACACAUGGGGAAGCAGCAUUCCUGAAAAACAUGGUGGUGAUUGUUUGGGUGAAUUGAAGGGACAGCCCUUCUCUACCUUCGACAACGAUAACGAUGACAGCCCUCUGAAUUGCGCCCAAGAACACCAGUCUGGAUUCUGGUUCAAGAACUGCACUCCCUGUAAUCCUAAUGGUGUUUGGUCAGAGACUCCAGAUGGUAAGAGAGCUGGAGUUCCCGAGGAGAUGUUCUGGAUACCUGUAACAGGAGAUAACCUGUUGUUGUCUUGCUUUGUCCAUCUGUCUGCCAUGUAAAUGCAUUUAUUGAUGGAAAUGUAUCCUCUGUAAUUGUCUUAAGCGCACAAUAUGCACAGUGGGUAGGGAUUGUCAAUUUGCCGAACGUGUGGUUUUGAGAAAUACAAAUUAGCACGUUUCACACCAUGCAUUUAUAGUUUUCAUUUUCGUUCAGAUUCCAUAAUAUACACACCCACCAGUGGAAAUUCGUAUAACUUUAUGGGGCCGAGUUGAUUUUAAUGCUAUUUUUUAAAUAGUUUAGUUAAGUGUGAUAAUUGCCUUGUUUCUGAUUCUUCCAAUUUUCUGUCUCAAGCUAGAUUACUUAAACAGCAUAUAAAAACCAAUUAGAUCAGCUCCAGCACUGAUAUAACUAUUAACUUCAUAAUAGCAACUUUCACCCCAAUGACCUUAACAGUCACCAACAGCACAAACGUCUUGCUUUGUCCAGCUUCGUAUUAUGCAAGUAAACUUUUCUUCUGUUGUACCUGUGUUAGCAGUUGGUCAGAUGCAUUUGAAACAGUCAGUUGUGUUUCAUAUUUUGUGAACUAGCGGAUGGUUAGUUUCUUGUUUAAAAGUGCCUGUGCCCAGGAUGUCUAUACAAACGUGUGUGUGUGUUUGGUUCACGUUUAUGUAUAUUGUGGUUCACAUUUAUGUAUCAAGUAGAUACGUCUGUGUGUUUAGUUAUAUAAAUUAGGUGCAUUGAGAUCAUGCAUUGAUUGAUAUGUGAUUGUGUAAAUACUUAAAAUAGCUUAAAAAAUAAACUCCUAUUUCAUAAUCAGUAUACAUGUAUCUUCAUAUCUUUAGAUAUUCUACCAACUUUGUAGCUGGUAUACUUUCUCUCUCAAUAAUUAAGGUAAAUCUAAACUAAAUCUAUAUGUAUGAAAAGGUAUUUUAAUAUGUUCUAAAUUUAAUUGGCCAUUUCCUGUUUGUUAUGCGGCUAUAUUGUUUCAAAUUUCUAGAUAAUGGUAACAGAUGUUAUGAUGCUACCAUCCCAGUAGCUUGUUCUGUGUAGUGCUGCGUUUACCAAAGCCUUGCUCCCUUCUUCAUCUACUUGAUAAUAAAUGUUUGUGAUUAAAAUUUGUAAACAUGUUGUAUUUGUUCAACCAAACUCAGCCUUGCAAAACUGAUAGUUAAGAACAGUUUCAUGUCCCCGUGAGAAUUGGUGCCAUACUUUUCACAAUUCUUCACCUUUUUGU
Haliotis rufescens (red abalone) is the source of this 2208-nucleotide messenger RNA. RefSeq names its product fibroleukin-like. NCBI's taxonomy places the organism in Eukaryota, Metazoa, Mollusca, Gastropoda, Lepetellida, Haliotidae. The transcript is spliced from 3 exons. The coding region runs from base 212 to 1033 and encodes 273 amino acids. The record is from RefSeq and is a predicted model, not a curated record.